Molecule: messenger RNA, 450 nt
Organism: Necator americanus (New World hookworm)
Lineage: Eukaryota; Metazoa; Nematoda; Chromadorea; Rhabditida; Ancylostomatidae
Exons: 3
Coding region: 1-450 (149 amino acids)
Source: RefSeq, a predicted model, not a curated record
AUGAACAUGAUUCCGAUGUGCGAACUCCCAAGCGCCUCCUCUCUAUCAAUAUCCCCUCAUUUGUUGUUGCUUGGACUACGAGUUGUUUGUGAUACUGGUACUGGUCAUUAUUUAUUGUAUGCACUGUUAGCAUCUCAUACAUAUCACCAUUCUGAACGUCCGGCUAAAGCCCGAGAGUUAUCAAAGAAUGAUGUUUUAGCGCAAAAUGAGGUGAAAGACAUCAUCCUACUGAUAAAGAUAACGUUCUACGUCAAAUCAUGUAAACUGUUCGCUACUAUCUUCGGAGGACGUGAAUGUACAUCAUUUGCAACCUUCUAUCGGUACCUGUGGUUAUAUUCUUCUCUUGCGAAGCAACUUCAGUUCUUGCUUAAGAAAGCAGUAUAUGAGUGCAAGCUCGAAGAAAAAGCUCGCCAACUUAUAAAAACGUCAUUACAAAUGAAAGCGGAGUAA